UCUAAUGUUUUCUGCUAGAGGCUUCUGCUCCCUGGUCCAGAGUGCAACGACCCAAACUAAAUCUUUGUUUAGACUGUUUGUCUGAUUUCUGACAGUGAAGAAGAAUGGAUUUGAAAGGAAAAGUAGCUCUGGUCACCGGAGGCACAGGUGGAAUAGGAAGAGCUUGUUGUGAAGAACUUCUGAAAUACGGAGCGAAGGUCUCUAUUUGUGAUUUGGAUAUGGCUGAAGGUGAGCACAUUGUAAAACAGCUCAGUCUGAAGUAUGGUAAAGACAGGAUUCUAUUUUGUCAGUGUGAUGUUACUGACUACCCACAAUUUGAAGAAUCUUUCCAAACAACAAUGGCUGCUCUCGGUGGACUUGACAUAGUUGUGAACAAUGCUGGCAUAAUGAAUGACCGUUUGUGGGAGCUGGAAGUUGAUGUAAAUCUUAAUGGCAUGAUACGUGGGACACUCUUAGCACUGAGGUUCAUGGGGAAAGAUAGAGGAGGACGUGGUGGUGUUGUCGUUAAUAUGGGAUCUAAUGUGAGCCUGAGACCAUAUGUGAGUGUGCCAAUAUAUACAGCAACAAAACAUGCAAUAGUGGGAUUCACACGCUCAUAUGGGGAUGCAUAUCAUCUAAAUAUGACCGGUGUGCGAAUUUUAGCACUUUGCCCUUCAGCCACAGACACUAAGCUAGUCCAAAAUGUGAAGAAGCAAUUGCUUUCAUCUGAGUUUGAAAAAGCAUGGCAGAGAGAUACAGCUAAUUCAGCAUUGCAAAAACCUGAAUGUGUCGGGAAGGCUCUGGUACAGAUCCUACACAAAGCCGUGAGUGGCUCAGUGUGGUCUGUAGAAAAUGGUCAACCACCAUACCAAGUCAACUUCUCAUAAACACAUGUUGCUCAGAGUUAAUGUGUAAGAAUGAAUUAUUAUUCAUUCAAAUGAUGCAGCAUUUUACAUGAAUUUCUAAGUACAGCCUUAAUCAACCUUACUUACUGCAUUAGUCACUACCCUCAAGGUGUUGAUUUUUAAUUUGUAGCAAAUUAUUAUCAUUGAGAGAUUUCAAUGUCAUCCUAAAGGGGAAAUAAUGAUUCAAUACUUUAUCCUGCUUAGGUUAUUAAAGUAGAGAAUAUAUUUUGUAGUGCACAAAAACUCAACAGUUUGUUGAGAAGAGUUCCUCCUCCCUUUCUUCUUGGAGAGGAAAGGGGGAGAGGGUUAAGGAGUUGGGGAGGCAAAUGCUAUGAAGAUAAAAAACGUUUUGGAGCUGGACUCAUUCCCUGUUAAUUCUAUUACCUUUAAAAAUUUGAAUUGUAACCAAUACAAAAAAUAUAAGUGUUUCAAAACAGUUUUUAGAAUUUUCUAA
This is a messenger RNA of Frankliniella occidentalis (western flower thrips), 1338 nucleotides long. Its product is annotated as 15-hydroxyprostaglandin dehydrogenase [NAD(+)]-like. Gene Ontology annotation, cellular component: cytoplasm. NCBI's taxonomy places the organism in Eukaryota, Metazoa, Arthropoda, Insecta, Thysanoptera, Thripidae. Gene Ontology annotation, molecular function: oxidoreductase activity, acting on the CH-OH group of donors, NAD or NADP as acceptor. The record is from RefSeq and is a predicted model, not a curated record. The transcript has 6 exons. The coding region runs from base 105 to 866 and encodes 253 amino acids.